AUGCCGAAUUUCUAUAUUAUGAAGUUUCGACAUGACGAAUUUCGACAUUAUAAAAUCAAACACUUCCCGGCCCCGUUUUCGAACACGCUGUUCGACGCUGAAUCGCCCUGCUCACCGGAAGCGCCGGCAGAAGAAUUUCUGUUUCCAGCCGCGCCCCGCGCCGCCGACGUCGAGGACCCGAUUCUGACGCUGGGCGAAAAGUUACGAGCCGAUUACCCGGAAGUGACGUUCAACGAACCGAAAUCCACAUAUCUGACUCGCUUUCCGCCCAAAUUGCGCCGCGAGUUCCUGUUCCGCGUCGGAUAUUUCCAGCCGAGGUUUCCGCUAUAUUACGACGGCGAGAAACGGAAGGAGUGGUACGAGAUGAGAUUUCGAUAUGCCUUAACAGCGCCGCAAGAAGCAGAACUGGACGCUAGGCUGGUGGAAGCCGACCACCAAAGGAAAAUCAAGGCCGAGCUGAAGAGGCAGCGAAAGUUGGCCCGAGGUCGGCGACGCUACUGGCGCAGGAAAAGUGACCCGGUGGAACACGAAGCCUAUUUGAAGCGGAAAAGGGCGAGGCGACGCGAGCAAGCGAAGAAAAAGGCUCAAAAACCGGCCGGACUGGGGGAAGAAGGAGAACCUGAGGAGAAAGAGGUGGAAAUGAGCGAUUUGGAGAUCGAAACGAAGGAAACCAAACCGCCUACGCUUGAUGACAUCCUCGGGAAUGUUGAUUCUGCUCCAUGCCCAUCUACCUCCGCUGUUCCGCAAGCCACUGUUAUAAAGCGGCGUGUCCCAGUUCGAGGACUCCAGCGCCGCUCGGUUCCCUACCAGCCAGACUACGACUACGCGAAAAAUCACAUUCCCGCCGACGAUCCGGACCCGGUUGCACGUUGCGCCGAGCUGCUUCGCGCCAAAUUUCCCGACAUCCCGUUUGGCAUUCCGACGCUGCGCGAUGAGCUGAAAGAAAACCGCGCCUCUGUUCUCCGAAUGAUGAAGGGCCCCCGGUUCUUCCGGCCCUAUUUCACGCCUGGCACGCCGUCUGAGGUGAAGAAAACGUGGUACUACCAUAGAACAAAAAUGAGCCACACGCGCGAGGAAUGGCAAGAGGUCAUGCGCAAGAAGAACGAAAACAUGACGGACGAGCAGAAAAAGCACAAAGACAUGAAGAAGCGCGAGUAUUGGAGGCGGAAAAGAGACUCAAUGGAAGCGAACAAGCCAGCGGCAGAUGAGGAAAAGCCGAAGCCGAAAAAGUCACGGUUUCCGAUCACCGAUCCGGAGGAGCGCGAGCGGAUCAACGCGAAGGCUCGUGCAAAGUAUCAUAGGAGACGAGAACGCCUUCUGCAAAGCCAAGGGCUCGUCCACUAUCCGCCAGACUAUACGGAGGGGCCGAGGAGAACAACAAGAAAAAGCAAGCCGAAGCGCCAAUCCGACGAUGAAGAGGAAGCCCCGAUCCCGCAGCUUGAUAAUAUUCUUUUUGAGGCCGAGGAGCAGAUCAAGCUACAAGCCAAAGAAAAAGCUCUGCAGUGCGCCGCCAGGGAGAAACAACUGCUCGAGGAGAAGCGCCAGGCUCGGGCGGCUAAAAGUGCUCAAAAAGAUCCGGCUCCGGCAGAUCAAGUCUUGAUUGAUGAGCAGCGCUUCUUUGCGACGAUCAGAGCUACCGCUCAAAUCCAGGAGCAGCACAUGGUGCACACCGAGGAGGACAAAUUUUACAAGGCUAUAAUCGCAGCAACUGGGGAAGCGGGCGAGAAUACGGCAGAUGACACGGCGACUCAUUUUGCUCUUGAGGAUCUUUUGCGGAACCAGGGAGGGAUGCCGGACAUCGAAGAA
Mesorhabditis spiculigera is the source of this 1806-nucleotide messenger RNA. The record is from the annotation of a GenBank genome assembly. NCBI's taxonomy places the organism in Eukaryota, Metazoa, Nematoda, Chromadorea, Rhabditida, Rhabditidae.